AUGCCUUAUCAUGCACUCGGGGGCGAUUUCGCAGCUUCCCGAUUGCUUCCGCAGCAGACGGGCCCGGCUCCGUGCCCCCACCGGCAGCAGAACCAGCCUCCCCCGUUGCUGCUGAGGCAGCUGGAGCCACCCCUCAGCCAGCCUGUGAACAAAAAGCUGCUUUUUGCCUGUGUUAUUUUGGAUUAUUGCAGCAUUUCUCACUCUCCCGGGGAACUGGCGUGUGCAGAGCUGGUGGCAUCUGCGUUGCCACUGAGUUCAGCUGCUGAGGCUGAGCUGCCUCCAGGAGACCUGUGCAACUGCAGCACCGUGGGGAGCGCCAGCGCAGCCGAAUGCAACAGUACGACGGGGCAGUGCCCCUGCCUCGAGGGCUACGUGGGGCUGCGGUGCGAGAGCUGUGCCCAGGGGUUCUACCCGGAGCGGAGGAGCCAGCAGUGCCGUCCCUGCGGCUGCAGCCCUGCCGGCUCCAGCAGCGCCCAGUGUGAUGACUCUGGGAAAUGCCAGUGUAAAGUUGGUGUCACGGACCUGAAGUGUGACCGGUGCAGUGAUGGAUACUACAGGUUUAAUGAAACCACCUGCGAGCCAUGCCAGUGCAACAACCACUCCAAAACCUGCCACAGCUUAACAGGCAUCUGCCUGCACUGCCAGGAAAACACCGAGGGAAAUCACUGCGAGCUCUGCAAGGAGGGCUUCUACAGAAGCACCCGUCCUGCCCACACCUGCCAUCGCUGCCCCUGCUCCACCGUGGCAUCGACUGGCACCUGCCGAAUACAGCCUGGUGAAACUGCCCCAAGGUGUGACAAAUGCAAAACUGGGUACACUGGCCCGAACUGCAACCAGUGCGACAAUGGCUACUACAACUCCGACAGCAUCUGUGUGAGAUGUAAAUGCAACGGGAACGUGGACCCAGCACGGUCACCCAGCGUGUGCAAGCCGGAUAGCGGGGAGUGCAUCGGUUGCCUGUACCACACUGCUGGGUUUCAUUGCGAGGAGUGUGAGGACGGCUACGUCCGAGACCCCGAGGGGACCAACUGCACCAAGAAAGAAGCCACUCUUGGCCCAGAAACAAGGGAGUUUACAACUUCUGCUCCAAAUGCCAGCAAGGCAACAUCAUUUUCAACGGCAGUGAUAAACAGUACGUUGUCACCCACAACUAUACAGACUAUAUUUCCUAUAAGUUCCUCUGACAAUAGUACCUCUGCUUUUGCAGAUGUUUCAUGGACUCAGUUUAACAUCAUUAUUUUGACAGUUAUCAUCAUUGUUGUGGUCCUACUAAUGGGCUUUGUGGGUGCUGUCUACAUGUACCGUGAGUAUCAAAACAGAAAACUUAACGCUCCUUUUUGGACCAUUGAACUCAAAGAGGACAACAUCAGUUUUAGCAGCUACCACGACAGCAUACCCAACGCUGAUGUUUCGGGGCUGUUGGAAGACGAUGGGAAUGAAGUCGCGCCGAACGGACAGCUAACGCUGACGACUCCCAUGCAUAAUUAUAAAGCUUAGAAGAAGUGAUCCAGCUAUUCCGAAGUUGGCUUAAAAAAAGUUACGGGGCUUGUUGAAGGGUAUCAGGAUCCGUGCCAAGGCUCCAUGCAGAGGAAUUUGCUCUUCAGAUACUCUUAACACUGGGCAUGCUGUAGCUUGCAGGUGAACAGAAAAAAGUGUAGUACAUCCGAAUUUCAGGUAAUAUGGUGAAAUGCAUUCAGUGUCCUGUUCUCCAUAAAGAUCCGUAGAACUCACUGUUGUUAAAGACUUGAUUAUGCUGAUCUGAAAAUGUUUUUAUGAAGAGGUGGUGGGGUGGGGAAAGCAGUACCCCAGGAUUAAUCAGAAGCUACUUGAUUUCCAGCCAACCUAACACUUAUGUCUGCAUCCUUUAGUUUGAAAAGUAGCUCAUGAAUUAACAGUGGAUUUUCAGGAAACAGACCUUUGGAAAGGCUUCAUAUUAGUUCCUGAUAUAAAUUUCUUUGAAAAGGAGGACAAAAAAAGGGAAAUAAUUGUUUGCUGUACUACCAAAAGGCAAGUAGAGGAGUGAGUUGCACACUUGAAAAAAGUCACCAUUAUCAGUUUCCACUAAGCAGGGAAACAGGAAAAAAAAUUAUGAAAAUAUUGGAGUUAGGGAAGAGACUAAGCUUUUCCCUUUCUGAGUAUUUAUACAGGGUGAUGAUGAUGCUAUUAAAACAUAGCAAUCCAUUUUUUUUUUUCUAGAAGGAGUUAAUGAACUUGUAUAGUUUCUGUGCAAGGGAAGACGACAAGACAUCUCAGGGUUGCCGUGUAAAAAUAAAAGCUAGGCUUAAUACCCUACCCUGAUAGAAAUGGUCUGUUCUGUAUAUAAAAUGUAAUAUAUCU
Molecule: messenger RNA, 2337 nt
Organism: Nipponia nippon (crested ibis)
Lineage: Eukaryota; Metazoa; Chordata; Aves; Pelecaniformes; Threskiornithidae
Source: RefSeq, a predicted model, not a curated record